Messenger RNA from Hevea brasiliensis (rubber tree), 2616 nucleotides. RefSeq lists its product as uncharacterized. Lineage: Eukaryota; Viridiplantae; Streptophyta; Magnoliopsida; Malpighiales; Euphorbiaceae. Gene Ontology annotation, biological process: regulation of DNA-templated transcription; chloroplast organization. The transcript has 5 exons. The record is from RefSeq and is a predicted model, not a curated record. Gene Ontology annotation, molecular function: double-stranded DNA binding. The coding region runs from base 22 to 2079 and encodes 685 amino acids. Gene Ontology annotation, cellular component: chloroplast.
AAUUUCGGUGAGUAUCCUUCAAUGUUUGGUUUUCUCAAUUCAAGAUUAGCUUUGAAUAAGAGUGUUUCUCUGCUUGUCUCAAAUGCCCAACUAGGUAUUCUUCCUUUUCACUCAUUAUUCCUAAUCCGAUCUUUUUCGUCUUCCCCUCCUUCUAAUUUGAAUGAGCACUCAUUUAUAGUCUCAUAUCUCAUAAAUUCAUGGGGAUUAACCCGAAAAUCUGCUCAAUCUAUCUCUAAGAGGAUGUGUUUUGAAACCACUGAAAGACCAGACUCUGUACUUAGGCUUCUCAGGGAACAUGGAUUCACCAAUUCCCAAAUCUCCAAAAUUGUUGAGGGUCGGCCACAGGUGCUUUUAGCCCAACCAGAAAAGACACUCUUGCCCAAAUUUGAGUUUCUGCGUUCUAUAGGGGUUUCAAGAUCAGGACUUUCUAUAAUAUUUAAUAGGAAUCCAGUUUUGUUGAGUCGAAGUAUAGAACGAUAUCUGAUUCCACUUCAUGAGAUCCUUAAAAGCGUACUUGUUUCUGAUGAGAAAGUAGUUAAGGCCCUGAAACGCAUGGGACGAAUUCUUUGUCUGUACUGCUUUCCAAAAAAUUUAUCACUCUUAAGAGGGCUUGGAGUCUCUCAAUCUUCCAUCUCUUACUUGGUCGCCCAAUCUCCGUCACUAAUGUUCCAAAAAGUGGGCAAGUUUGCUGAAAGGGUUAAUAAGGUUAUGAAACUAGGAUUUGACCCUUCAAAAAUUAUGUUUGUUCAGGCAGUCCUUGUUUUUUAUAUGAUGACGCACAAGACAUGGGAACAGAAAAUGGAGUUUUAUAGGAGGUUGGGUUUGUCUGAAGAUGAGAUUCGGUCGAUUUUCAGAAAGCAUCCCAACUGCAUGUGUUUGUCUGAGAAGAAGGUCAUGGCUACAAUGGAUUUUCUUGUGUGCAAGAUGGGUUGGCAGCCUGCUGCUGUUGUUAGAAUUCCAAAUGUGCUUUGUUAUAGUUUGGAGAGGAGGAUUAAGCCAAGAUGUUCAGUUGUAAGAGUUUUGCUUUUAAAGGGUUUGAUUAAGGCUGACGUAUAUUUAUCCUCAGUGUUGAGACCUUCUGAAAAGCUCUUCUUGGAAAGGUUUGUGAUCAAGUAUCAAGAACAUGUUCCUGACUUGUUGGAUAUCUAUCAAAGAAAAAUGGGUCUUGCAGAACUUGGCUUUGAAUUUGAUGAUAAAUUGAAGAUUUCUGGGUUAAAAAUGUAUAGGCUGCAGCAUGUCAAUCUUAAACCCUUUAAUUCCAAUUUGAUGUUGCUUUCAAAUUGGGAAUCAUCCCCAGGUGCUUCCAUGAAAGAACUUGACUGUGGGGAACUUAUUGUUGUGUUUUGUACCGUUAAGAAAAAAGCAGUUGGCUUGCUUGUAAGGAUGUUAGGUUACUUCCACAACCGAAUGAAGUCCUCAAAUCUAACUUGGACAGCAAUGUACAGGAUGCAGCAGAAGAAGGAUGUUGCUGCUGAAAGUCAGCAAGUUCUGAAUGAUCUUUCUUUGCAUCUUGCUCUUCGUCAAGAGGUCGUGUACAUAGAAGAGGGCAAGUUUUCUGAAGGGGUUAAGAAGAUCAUGAAACUAGGGUUUGACCCUUCAAAAUUUAUAUUUGUUGAGGCACUCCUUGUUUAUCAUAGGAUGACGCAGAAAACAUGGGAACACAAAAUGGAGUUUUACAGGAGAUGGGGUUUGUCUGAAGACGAGAUUUGUUUGAUUUUCAGAAAGCAUCCCAAAUGUAUGACGCUAUCUGAGAAGAAGGUCAUGGGUACAAUGGAUGUUCUUGUGUGCAAGAUGGGUUGGCAGCCUGCUGCUGUUGCUAGAGUUCCAGUUGUGCUUUCUUAUAGUUUGGAGAGGAGGAUUGUGCCAAGAUGUUCAGUCGUAAAAGUUUUGCUUUUAAAUGGUUUGAUUAAGGAAGACUUCCAUUUAUCUUCAGUGUUGAUACCCUCUGAAAAGCUCUUCUUGGAAAGGUUUGUGAUCAAGUAUCAAGAAAAUGUGCCUCAAUUGUUGGAUGUCUUCCAGAGAAAAAUGGGUCUUAAAGAAGCUUUGGCUUUGAUGAUAAAUUUAAGAUAUCUGGGUUAGAAAAUGUCUAGCCUGCAGCAUGUGAAUCUUAAACCCAUUAAUUCCGAUAUGAUGUUGCUUUCAAAUUGAUUCCCUUAAUUUCUUUGGUGCAUUGGUAAAGCUUUGAUGAGUAACCUUGAUAAACUAACUUUUACUUCUCAAUAUACUUUUCUUUUGUUCAAGUUCAAACUGGUCAAGAUUUGAAUUGCUCUUUUUUUUUUUUAAUCUCUAUCGUGCAAUAACUUGAGGUAAUGUAGAACAUUUGAUUGCUUGUUUCUUUAAACGAAAAUGUGUAUAUUUUUGUCAAGUGUUGAAAUUCUCUGUUGACAGUUAGUAGUCUUAUUAUAGUCAAGUACUUGAAUUAAAUUGGCAAGUUGAGAUAGCAGUUGCACUGCACUGUAAUUCUUCCAUGCAAGGACUUGAGUGUGAGAAGCUUCCUGUUAUAUUUUUGUAUUGUGAUGUUCAAAGAUCAACUGGGUACAUCUGUAAAUGGGUAUUCAAAACAGGAUGCUCAAUCGUAUAAUGAUAAUUCUACAAUCAAGACUUGGAUUUGGGAAA